AUGGCAAAAAAUGCUUUGACUACCCAACCAAAUGCCCCCUUCCCCCACGGGGACCACUACCCAUCCUUGUGCAAAGAUACCAUGGCAGGGGCUCUCCAAUCCCCAGGCACAACCCAGCCCGAUACAGCUACUCACAGACACUGGGGCAAGAGGGGGGACCUCCAUAUACCCAUCACAAUGCCUCAACAGAAGCCUCCAGCCACCGCAAUCCCCACAACGGACACCAAGCACAUUACCGGCUCACCACAAGACAGGGGAACGGGGCCGCUCCGCACCCAGACUUCAUCCAGGCUGAGAGAAGGAGGAGCGCCGAGAGGGGGGACCCCCACCGGCUACUGCACCGGGCACCGACGCUGCAACUGA
Pelobates cultripes (western spadefoot toad) is the source of this 363-nucleotide messenger RNA. The record is from the annotation of a GenBank genome assembly. Lineage: Eukaryota; Metazoa; Chordata; Amphibia; Anura; Pelobatidae.